This is a messenger RNA of Guillardia theta CCMP2712, 447 nucleotides long. RefSeq lists its product as hypothetical. The transcript is spliced from 2 exons. Lineage: Eukaryota; Cryptophyceae; Pyrenomonadales; Geminigeraceae. The record is from RefSeq and is a predicted model, not a curated record. The coding region runs from base 13 to 408 and encodes 131 amino acids.
UAGGUUUCACAGAUGACUCGUUGGUUUCUGCUAUGUGUGCUGGGCUUGGUAGCAGUGCAGGGCUUCACUCAUACCGGCAUACCUGGGGGUCUGACCGUCAACAAACUUGCAGUUAGGGGCUGCAAGGAUGUGCCAAGACGUCCUCAAGUGGCUCUUAGAGCUCAUAGCAUGCAAAACCUCUUUGACGCAGCGUCUCUGAUGGCAGCUGAUGUCUCGGAAGCUGCAAACACCGUCGAUUCAUCUGCCGUUGAGCCUCAGUUUCCUGCUAUUGAGGUCCUUGGGCAGAACUUCGGAGGCACCGUCCUUCUCCUCGUCCCUGUCGUUGGUGCGCUAAUCAUCUUCUCUAUCCUCGCAUGGAUUAUCACCAACACCAUGUUCAUCCCGAAGGACAUGUUCAAAAACAAGUAGACUCGUUGGAAUCCUUGAUUGAAGUGUUUAUUCACAGAA